AUGGCCAUGAAUCGCAUUCCUGGUCACAACAUCUACGUCGGAGGUAUACUAUCUCUGAAGAACAAAGCUGCUCUCGAAAGAGAAAAUAUCACCCAUGUUGUCUCUGUGCUACGUCUUAGUCCCACUGAGGAAUUAUUUUCGAACUUUCAGCAUCACAGAAUAGACGUUGAUGAUGUUGAUUACGAAAAUCUUCUCGAACAUCUCCCGGCUGCGGUCAAAUUCAUUCAAUCUGGGCUGGAUUCCAAUGGGGGCGUCCUUGUGCACUGUGCAAUGGGCAAGUCCCGGUCCGCAGCUGUCUGUAUUGCUUAUUUACUUCGCCAGCAGCACAGUGCGCUUACACCGCAAUCUGCCUUGGAGAUUAUCAAGCAAGGACGGCCACUCUGUGAGCCCAAUGAUGGUUUCAUGCAGCAACUAGAGUUGUACCACGAAAUGGGAUGCCCAGAUGAUGUCACAACCCACCCAGUCUACCAACGGUGGCUAUAUCGUCGCGACGUUGAGGACAGUGUGGCAUGUGGUCGUGCUCCGGAAAUUAAGUCAGUACGCUUUGAAGAUGAACAGCCUAUGCGGCCUCAGUCCGAAGAUAAAGGAGAAGUGGAGAUUAAAUGUCGCAAAUGCCGACGGGGCAUCGCAUCAUCUAAAUACAUUAUCUCUCAUGAGCAGGAAAAACGCAGCAAUGCUCGGGCACAUUCCAACGUUGAUUGCGCACAUAUAUUUUUGCAUCCAAUGAAAUGGAUGAGUUCAAGCCUGUUUCCAGCAGCAGGUGCUGAUGACCCAAACGGACAAUAUUCUGGAGAUGCACCCUUAUCCGGCCGCUUGUCUUGUCCAAACCCCACUUGUGGAGCCAAUAUCGGUAAAUUUGCAUGGCAAGGUAUGCAAUGCAGCUGUAACAGCUGGGUGGUACCUGCUCUGUGUCUGACUAAAGCUCGUGUGGACAUCGCCAAUAAGCCAAAGGCUAGAGGAACAGGAAACCCUCCUCCUGGCGCCCUUGGCAUCCGUCUUCCCCCAGGAAUGCGGCCUGCUGAGCAUAACGACACUGGCUCUGGACGUGGGAACCUGUGA
Penicillium longicatenatum is the source of this 1059-nucleotide messenger RNA. RefSeq names its product dual specificity phosphatase YVH1 (gene dspC). The record is from RefSeq and is a predicted model, not a curated record. Gene Ontology annotation, molecular function: protein tyrosine/serine/threonine phosphatase activity. Bases 1 to 1059 code for a protein of 352 amino acids. The transcript is spliced from 4 exons. Gene Ontology annotation, biological process: protein dephosphorylation. Gene Ontology annotation, cellular component: nucleus. NCBI's taxonomy places the organism in Eukaryota, Fungi, Ascomycota, Eurotiomycetes, Eurotiales, Aspergillaceae.